Messenger RNA from Botrytis fragariae, 1260 nucleotides. Its product is annotated as putative low temperature viability protein. The record is from RefSeq and is a predicted model, not a curated record. NCBI's taxonomy places the organism in Eukaryota, Fungi, Ascomycota, Leotiomycetes, Helotiales, Sclerotiniaceae. Gene Ontology annotation, biological process: ribosomal small subunit biogenesis; ribosomal small subunit export from nucleus. Gene Ontology annotation, cellular component: nucleus; cytosol; preribosome, small subunit precursor. The coding region runs from base 1 to 1260 and encodes 419 amino acids. The transcript has a single exon.
AUGGCUCGAGGAAAAUGGAUUGACAAGAAGAAUGCGACACAUUUUCAACUUGUUCAUCGUCCUCAAAACGAUCCGUUAAUUCACGAUGAAUCUGCUUCGUCCAUGGUCCUAAACCCCACCAGCGCACCCAAUCCGAAUAAAGUCAAGAAACUCGAUGAUUUAACCGCCGAGCUUGGUUCAGGUAUCGCGCGUGUCAGAGAUAACGAGGGUGAAGCCGCAAACUACGGUGUUUAUUACGACGAUACCGAAUAUGAUUACAUGCAACAUAUGCGCGAUUUGGGCCGUGGAGGUGGUGAAUCAACUUUUGUCGAAGCUACGGGGCCAAAGAAUAAGAACAAGGGCAAGGGAAAACAAUCUUUGGAAGAGGCGCUCAAGAACGCAAGUUUGGAAGACAAGGCUGGUGCCGUUCUUGAUGAUGAGAUCUUACCAUCCAAGAAUCUUCGCAAGGUCACCUACCAAGCACAACAAGAUGUCCCUGAUGCUUUAGCUGGUUUCCAACCCGAUAUGGAUCCGAGAUUGAGGGAAGUUUUGGAGGCUUUAGAAGACGAGGCUUAUGUGGACGACGAUGAUGAAAUUUUUGGAAAAUUGGCAGAGGAUGGUGAGGAAUUGGAUGAAUAUGAAUUUGAUGAAACUUGGGAUGAUGAAGAUGGAUGGGAAUCGGACGCCACUGCAAAGCCUACGCAAGAAUACAAGGACGCACCUGCUACAACCCAAGAUAUCGAUGAUGAUGAGCGAGAGGAUCAUGGCGAUGGGGAUUGGAUGGCAAACUUCAGUAAAUUCAAGAAGGAUCAAAAGUCUAGUAAGGCUCAAGCUACGCCUUCACAAGCAGAUUUACAGUCAUCUAUAUUUACUACCACAACAAAUGGCGGAAGACGCAAGAAGAGAAAGGGUGCUUUGACUAAUCCUUCCGCAUACUCCAUGACAUCGUCCUCACUAUUCAGAACUGAAGGUCUUACUACACUUGAUCAACGAUUUGAGAAGAUUGAGGAACAGUAUAACGAGGACUUCGAUGACAUGGCGUCCGUCUCGAUGGCUUCGUCUUCCGUUUCCACUGUAGAAGGUGAUGUUCGUCAAGACUUUGAUGGCAUUCUGGAUGAUUUCCUGGGCACUCAUUCCAUGAGUGGUAAAAAGAACGUCAAGAAGAUGAAAUACCAAACUGGUAUGGAGCAAUUGGAUGAGGUCAGAAUGGGUCUUGGUCCAGCACGCUUCACCAGCUUCGGUAGUCGCGCCAGUCGCGCCAAUCGUUCGCAAAGGGCGUAA